UCUACAAUCAACGUAAACAUCGAAAUAUUACCUGAGAAAAAAAAAUUAGAAUACAAUGGCUUCUGAGCAAACUCGCAGAGACAACACCAGCGAGGAGAUAGAAAUUCACAUAAAGAAAGAUACGGUGCCAAAGAUUACGAGCCACUUUGAGUCUUUGGCGGAGCAAGCAAAAGAAUCAGACAACAUAGAAACUCAUGUGGAGGGUGCUAAAGAUGAGAGGGUUAGUGCUGCAAAAGCUAUAGGAGAUGUAGGUGGAGCUACCCAUGAACUGGCUUGCCAGUUUGAAUCUCUUGCGGAUAAAGUGAAGCAUGAGAAAGAAAGUUACCAGGAGAAUGAGAAAGAGAAGAAUGCUGAUGAAGCAAGGGGUAGGAAUAUGGUUGAAGUCAAAGAAGUUGAAGCUAGGGAAGGUCAAGGAGGAGGGCAAAGAGGGCUUUAUACUGUGGGAAAGUUUGAAGUAAUUGUCAAGGACGAGAAGGGUGCAGAGGAAGCUAAAGGCAGAGAAGGUGAAGCUGAAAAAAAAGAUCGAAGCAAGGAAAAGUCUGAAGAGAAGAGAGGAGUCACAGAAACGAGAAGCAAAGAAGAGUGUCAUGAAGAGAGAAGAGGAGGCGCAGAGAUGAGAAGCAGAGAAGAGGGAUAUGAGCUAGGAGGUGACACAAAGAUGAGAACCAAACAAGAAUGCCGUGUGAAUAGAGGAGACAUAGAAGAGGGUCAAGAGCAAAAGGAACAACCUUCUCUAGAAGAGAUUGCCAGGUUCAGAGCAACGGCGCAGCAAAAUUCUAUGGAGACGUUAAGGGCCGCGGAGGAGAGGUAUGAGAUGGCAAAAGAAUCUUUAAGCCAGGGAGUGAGUGCUACACCUGAGUAUGCAAAAGAGAAGGCUGCACAAGCAAAGGACACAGUCGUCAAUACAGGUCUCAAUGCAACUGAGUUAGCGGCAGAGAAGGCUGCACAAGAAAAGGACAAAGUCGUCAAUACAGGACGCACUGCAACUGAGUUAGCGGCAAAGAAGGCUGCACAAUCAAAGGACACUAUUAAAGAGAAAGGUGCACAAACAAAGGACACCAUCGUAGAGAAGGGAGCACAAGCGAAGGACACCAUCCAAAAUACAGCUAGAGCUGCAACCGAGUAUGCCACACAGAAAGAAGCACAAGCAAAGGACAACGUGCUAAAUACAAGUGUGGCUGUGAAAGACACUGCAGCAGAAAAGGGUGCACAAGCGAAGGACACCAUUGCAGAGAAAGGUGCACAAGCAAAGGACACCGUCCUAAAUACAGCUCGGGCUGCAACCGAGUAUGCCACAGAGAAGGGAGCGCAAGCAAAGGACACCGUGCUAAAUACAAGUUUGGCUGUGAAAGACACUGCAGCAGAGAAGGGUGCACAAGCUGAGGAUAUCGUAGAAAAAACUAGUGUUAUGAAAGACACUGCAAUAGAAAAGGGAGCACAAGCUAAAGGAUAUAUCUUAGAGAAAAGUGAGGUUGUGAAAGACACUGCAGUUGAGAAAGGUGCACAAGAAAAGGACACAAUUGUAAUCACUGCGAAGACAGCUGCGGAUUAUACAGCAUUGACCACAGAGAAAGCAAAGGACUAUGCGUUACAUAAGGCAGCAGAAGCGAAAGACACGGUUGUGCAUGCAGGGGAGACCACUGCCCAUUAUGUUGAAGAGAAAGCUGUUGCUGCAAAAGAUGUCACUUCGGAAACUGGCAAGGUUGCAAUUGAUUAUGCUGGGAAAACAGCUGUGGAAGCAAAGGAUAGAGCAGCUGUGGCAGGGUGGACGGCCGCGCAUUACUCGUGUGAGAAAGCUGUGGAGGGAACCAAAAUGGCAGCCAGAGCUGUUAAAGGAGCGGCAGAGUAUACAGGUCAUGUAGCUAACGAGCUUGCAGUCAAGCCAUUGUCUGCUGCAAAGGAUGUUGUUAUAUCAACAGGAGAGAGUGCAAAAGAUUAUACAGCUCGGAAGAAAGAAGAAGCUCAGAGAGAAUUGGAGGCUAUAAGAUCAGCCGAAAGAGAGGUUUGUCUGUACCAAUAUUAUAUCUUUACUGUUGCAUAUUUUUGUGGUCCUUUCAUAUUUAAUCAAAGACUCAGCAGUCCGCACCCAGAAGUAGAUUCAGAAAAUGCAUAUUCAAGGAGGAAAAAGAAAUUACAUUUCAGACCACCUAUGGUUGAUACUAACGUUGAGUUCGUUGCUUACCAGCGAGAAGAUUACAAAUGGGAUUCGCAAAUUCAAGAAACAAAAAUAGAAGAGAAGGUGGAAAAAGAGGCCAAACCGUCCGAGAAGGUCAACCAGGGAACCUUUCAGGGAACCCAAGAGCAAGAACAUGGAUAAGGAGGAGAGGAGGAUGGGGUUAUUGGGGAAACAAUAGUUGAGAUUGCUCAGCAAACAAAACAGCUUGUUAUUGGGCAAGACCAUGCUGGAACAGAGGAUAGGGGUGCCUACAAGUCUGGCUCAACUACCUAUGGCAAGAAAGAACAAUAAGCAUGAAGAGGGGGAUGAAAGUCAAAAUAAAUAAAUUCAUGUUUUGAUGUUUGAAUGUUGAUGUAUAGAGAUGGGAGGAGUAAUUGCUUAUAUAUUGUAUUGUAGGUGUUUUGUGUAUUUUUGUGUGAGAAUAAAUUUGAAUGUUGAUGUAUAGAGAUGGGAGUAUGUUUAUGUCAUUGUUAUGACACUAUUUACUCCCAUUUUGCCCAGGUUGCCUAUUUUUGUUCCAGCUUAUGAAAAAAUA
This is a messenger RNA of Quercus robur (English oak), 2711 nucleotides long. RefSeq names its product seed biotin-containing protein SBP65-like. The record is from RefSeq and is a predicted model, not a curated record. NCBI's taxonomy places the organism in Eukaryota, Viridiplantae, Streptophyta, Magnoliopsida, Fagales, Fagaceae.